Messenger RNA from Micromonas commoda, 1071 nucleotides. RefSeq lists its product with no specific name. Bases 1 to 1071 code for a protein of 356 amino acids. The transcript has a single exon. NCBI's taxonomy places the organism in Eukaryota, Viridiplantae, Chlorophyta, Mamiellophyceae, Mamiellales, Mamiellaceae. The record is from RefSeq and is a predicted model, not a curated record.
AUGUCCACCUCCCUCACCUCCCUCACCUCUCUCCGCGUCUCCAUCGGCAACCGCCCCGAGCGUCGCUCCGCGCGAGCCGCCGUCCGCGGUUCCGGCUCGGGUCGUGUUCGCCCAUCGACGCGUUCUUCGUCGACCCUGCACGUCGUGCGCGCGGAGUCAUCGUCAACCCCGGAUGCCGUCGACGGCGGGGUCUCGCGCGCCGGCCGCCGCGAGGCCAUCUCCGGCGCUCUCGCCGCCAUCACGUUCGCGUCCAACGCCUCGAUCGCGUCGCUCGCGCUCGCCGACGACGACGUCGUCGCGGCCCCGCCCGCGGCCCCCGUCUCCGUUCCGCCCAAGAUCCUCGUCGUUGGAGCGACGGGACAGACGGGCCAGCUAGUCGUGGACGAGCUCCGCAGGCGCGGCGGCGCCGGCAUCACCGCCGCCGUUCGUUCCCCGGAGAAGGCCUCGAAGCUCGGCAUCGACAGGGGCGGCGUCGAGCUCCUACCGGGCUUCGACGUCACCGCCCCGGCGGAUGUCCUCGCGGGGCCCAUGAAGGGAACCGACGUCGUCGUGAUCUGCACCGGGUUCGUGCCGGGCAACCCGUUCAAGAUGGCCCAGGCCGCGCACGCCGUGGACAACGAGGGCGUCGUACACCUCGUGGACGCCGCGAAGGCCGCCGGGGUCAAGCGCGUGGUCCUCAUCUCGUCCAUCCUCACCGACGGCCGCGCCAUGGGAGCCGCGGACUCGCCGGGCUUCAAGAUCACCAACGCGUUCGGGGGGGUGCUCGACGAGAAGCUGGUGGGGGAGAAGCACCUGCAGGCGUCCGGCGUCGAGUACGUCAUCGUCCGCCCGGCGGGUUUACGCGGCGAGCCCCCGAAGACGCAGCUCGUGGCGACUCCGGGUAACGUGAUGGCAUCCGGCGAGGUGAGCCGCGAGCUGGUCGCGAGGGUCAUGGCGGAGGCUGCCUUCGCGCCGAGCGCGGCGAACAAGAUCGUGGAGAUCGCCGAGGAGGGGACGUUCGCCCCGGGGUACACGCCGGAGGGCGUGGAGGGGUACCUGGUGGGCGACGACAAGUCCAGGUGGUUCCCGUAG